AUGAACAAGGAAAAGAGAAAAGAGGAAAAGGAAAAGAGGAAGAUAAACAAGGAAAAGAGGAAAAGAAGGAAAAGGAAAAAAGGAAAAAGAGAGAAAAGAGGAAGAGGAAAGAGGAAAACAAACAAGGAAAAGAGAAAAGAGGAAAAGAGGAAGAUGAACAAGGAAAAGAGAAAAGAGGAAAAGAGGAAGAUGAACAAGGAAAAGAGAAAAGAGGAAAAGGAAAAGAGGAAGAUAAACAAGGAAAAGAGAAAGAGGAACAAGAAAAAGAGAAAAGAGGAAAAUGAAAAGAGGAAGAUGAACAAGGAAAAGAGAAGAAACAAGGAAAAGAGAAAAGAGGAAAAGAGGAAGAUGAACAAGGAAAAGAGAAAAGAGGAAAAGGAAAAGAGGAAGAAAAGAGAAAAGAGGAAGAUGAACAAGAAAAAGAGAAAAGAGGAAGAGGAAAAGGAAAAGAGGAAGAUGAACAAGGAAAAGAGAAAGAAGAAGAGGAACAAGGAAAAGAGAAAAGAGGAAAAGGAAAAGAGGAAGAUGAACAAGGAAAAGAGAAAAGAGGAAGAGAAAAAGCGAAAAGAGGAAGAGAAAAAGAGGAAAGAGGAAGAGGAAAUGAGGAAGAAGAAAAAGAAAAAGAGAGAAGAGGAAAGAGGAAAAGAGGAAAUGAGGAAGAGGAAAAUAGGGAAGAGGAAAUGA
Molecule: messenger RNA, 684 nt
Organism: Danio aesculapii
Lineage: Eukaryota; Metazoa; Chordata; Actinopteri; Cypriniformes; Danionidae
Exons: 5
Coding region: 1-684 (227 amino acids)
Source: RefSeq, a predicted model, not a curated record